GGUAGUGAUAAUUUCUCAUUUUACCACAGAAUAAGUAGAUUUUCUAACCAAAAAAAAUAUUAUUAAUUUUAAAUCACACAGAAUUUGUUAUCUCUGGUAGAUUGUUUCUACUGUCUACUGUCUACUGUCAAGUCCAUCUGUCAGACCGGCAAAGUACUUGUUUAGUAAAUGCAACCGAGGUUAGAAGCAGUAGGUACUUCUUAACCUUAAUUUAUUAAACUAUUGCUCAUUAACUGAUAUUGCAAUUUGCAAUAUGUUACGGAACAGUCGCAAAGUAUUACUUCAAAAUAGUGUUCGCCCAAUUAUUUAUCAUAAGAAGACGUUUCUUACACAAGAGUACAAAUGUACAGAAGCCUGGAAAAAGAUGAAUUCCUCACCUGUAUUUAAUAAAAUCAACAUAAAUGAUUUCUACAAUGUAGUCGACCAGAAUUAUACUUCGAAAGGUGUCAUAAGUGCAAUUGAUGUUGACAUAUUUGCUAACGCUAUCAAAGAUUCUAGUCAUCUGGAGGAGUUGAAGGACAUGCUUCAUAAACUGCGCUUAUCGGCAGAAACAGGCAACAUGUUAGAAUCAACACGACAAGCUACUGUAAGAAAUUACAUGGAAUUUGGAGAUAUUAAUGAACUAGUGGAAAUAUUAAAAAAUCCUUUGAACUUUGGUGUCUUUCUUGACUACUACAGUGCGAACAUAUUGUUGGACAAUCUAAUUACAACGGCCAACUAUGAACAGGCAGCAAGAGUCGCUGCUUUAAUGAUGUUACAAGAAGAGUAUGAUAAUGACAUCACAUGUACUCUAUGCCAGUAUGCCUGUCUUAAAUACAUCACUAACUAUGUCCCUCCAGAACCUGUUCCUGCACCUCCAGAACAAAAAAAUAAAAAAGUUGAAGAAAUAAAGAUCAGAAUAAAAUUCCUUCGUAACCCAUAUUUUGAUGACCACUUUGAUAUUCAAGAUACAUUUACACUAUCUGGUAAAACAUUGGCAUGGAUCUCUGAGAGGGUAAAAGACAAUUUAAGCAACAACUUACAAAUCAUUGGAUGGCUUAUCUACAGGAAAUUUGAUAAAUUAUCUGCUUUCUGUGAAACUAUAAGUAAAGAAAAGUCAUUUAAAGUGUAUGCUGAAGUCCUGAAGCUAUUACAGAGAGAAACCGGUAUUGUUGAUGCUGAGUCUAAACCAGUAUUAGAAAAUUGUUUUGCAAUCUUAAACAAAGUUCAACAAACCCCUUCAGAUGUGUCAUUAGAAGAAUCACUAAAAAAUGCCAUUGAAAAUGCUAUUAACAAAUCUCAUAAAAAUGAUGUUUCAAAUCAAGAACAGCUCUACUCAUCAUGGUCAAAAAUAAGAGAGGAAAAACUUGCAGAACAAGCCCAAAGACUGGACAGAGCCCGCCGCCUUCAGCUGGUACAAGAGAAACAAAAAGAAUUGGAGACUGAAGAGCAGAAACUAUGGUUCUUUGAAAAUGAAGACAAAAUAGACCUUCAAAUAGAGGAGAAAGAAAAACUUGUUGAUAAGUCCACACUCAAGAAAAAAGUUACUAAAACUACUGAUGAAAAUUAUAUUCCACCUGAGAUUCGCCCAAAGAAGAAAUGAGGUUUACGAAGUGCUAAAUAAAUAGAAAUUAGAAACUUUAAGUUACUUUAAUAUGGUACAGAGUAAAUAAAGACUCAUACAUUUUAAUACACUGUCAUACAUGGAUAAAUAUAAUAAAGAAAUGAGAUAAGCUUAGUUAUAAAGGA
Messenger RNA from Trichoplusia ni (cabbage looper), 1728 nucleotides. RefSeq lists its product as uncharacterized. The coding region runs from base 254 to 1582 and encodes 442 amino acids. The transcript is spliced from 2 exons. The record is from RefSeq and is a predicted model, not a curated record. Lineage: Eukaryota; Metazoa; Arthropoda; Insecta; Lepidoptera; Noctuidae. Gene Ontology annotation, cellular component: mitochondrion.